This is a messenger RNA of Hemibagrus wyckioides, 4584 nucleotides long. RefSeq lists its product as uncharacterized. The transcript has 21 exons. Lineage: Eukaryota; Metazoa; Chordata; Actinopteri; Siluriformes; Bagridae. Bases 130 to 4329 code for a protein of 1399 amino acids. The record is from RefSeq and is a predicted model, not a curated record. Gene Ontology annotation, molecular function: ATP hydrolysis activity; microtubule binding; microtubule severing ATPase activity. Gene Ontology annotation, biological process: microtubule severing.
AUUUCAGAGAAAACAAAACUUAGACUAUCAUAUCACACUCGCUCUCGCUCUCUCGCUUUCGCUCGCUCGCUCGCUCUCUCGCUCUCUCUCUCUCUCUCUCUCUCUCUCUCGCAGUGUGAGUGCAGGACAAUGGCGGAGGCCAGUAUUUCAGUAGAUCAUUUUUCUGUGGAUCAGUUCAGCUGUCCAGUGUGUCUGGAUCUCCUGAAGGAUCCAGUGACUACUCCCUGUGGCCACAGUUUCUGUAAGGUGUGUAUUAAUGGCUGCUGGGAUCAGGAGGAUAUGAAGGGUGUCUUCAGCUGCCCCCAGUGUAGAGAGACUUUCACUCCAAGGCCUGUUCUACGCAGGAACAACAUGCUGACUGAAGUGGUGGAGAAACUGAAGAGUGAUCUCCAAGCUGCUUCUCCUGCUCACUGUUACACUGGACCUGGAGAUGUGGAGUGUGAUUCCUGCACUGGGAGAAAACACAAAGCCGUCAAGUCCUGUCUGGUUUGUUUGGCCUCCUAUUGUGAAGAUCAUCUUCAACCUCACUAUCAGUCUCCUGCCUUUAAGAAGCACAAGUUAGUUGAAGCCUGUGCAGAGCUCCAAGAGAAGAUCUGCUCUGAACAUGACAAACUGAUGGAGUUCUACUGUCGUACUGACCAAAGCUUCAUCUGUUACUUGUGUGCGAUGGAAAAACAUAAAGGCCAUGACAUGGUUGUAGCUGAAGCCGAAAGAAAUAAAAAACAAAAAAAGCUAAAGGAAGAGCAGCAGAAAACACAGUGGAGAAUCAAGGAGAAACAGAAGAAGGUUCAAGAGCUGGAACAGACUAUGGACACUAUUAAGACACGUUCACAGGCAGCAGUAGAUGACAGUGAGAGGAUCUUUACUGAGCUGAUCAGCUCCAUGGAGAAAAAGCGCUCUGAGGUGAUGGAGCUGAUCAGAGAUCAGGAGAAAGCUGAAGUGAGUCGAGCUGAACGACUCCUGAAUCAACUGGAGCAGGAGAUUGCUGAUCUUAAGAGAAGAGUCACUGAGCUGGAGGAGCUUUCACACACACACGAUCACAUCCACUUCCUCCAGAGUUUCCCGUCUCUCUGUGUCUCUCCUGGAUGUGAAGACUCACCCAGCUUCACUGUCAAUCAACAUCUCUCAUUUGAUGGAGUGAGGAAAUCUCUCUCACAUCUAAAAAAACGAGUCGAGGAAAUCUGUGAAGAGGAAAUUCACAAAAUUGUAAUUCAUGAUUUCUGUUACCUGACUCUGGAUCCAAACACAGUACAUCGUAAACUUAUUCUGUCUGAGAUGAACAGAGUGGUGACACACAGUAAGACAAAACAGCAAUACUCUGAUCAUCCAGAGAGAUUUGACUGCAGGUCUCAGGUGUUGUGUAAGGAGAGUGUGUGUGGACGCUGUUACUGGGAGGUGGAGAGGAGCGGUGAUGUGUUCAUUUCAGUCUCGUAUAAAGAGAUCAGCAGGAAAGGAGAGGGUUAUGAGUGUGGGUUUGGAUGCAACAGUCAGUCCUGGAGUCUGCAGUGUUUUUCUUCCUUUGUCUUUUUCCGGCACAACAACAUUAAGACUAAGCUCAAAGGUCCAGCAUCCUCCAGAAUAGGAGUGUAUGUGGAUCACAGUGCAGGAACUCUGUCCUUCUACAGCAUCACUGACACGAUGAGGCUCCUCCACAGAGUCCACACCACAUUCACUCAGCCUCUAUACGCUGGGUUCUGUUUAUGGAAUUUUGACUCAACUGUGAGAUUAUGUGAUCCAAAAUUAAAUGAAUGUACUGUAUAUGUCAAUGAAAGUGAUGAGGAUAUGAAUUUGACAGAGAUUUGUGAUAAUACCAAAAAGGGAAGGGAAUAUGCGCUGCUCGGGAACUACGACUCUUCGAUGGUGUACUACCAGGGCGUUCUACAACAGAUCCACAAGCACUGUCAGUCUCUUAGAGAUCCUGCUCUGAAGGUCAAAUGGCAGCAGGUUAGACAGGAGUUGUUGGAGGAAUAUGAACAGGUCAAAGGCAUUGUAAACACUCUGGAGAGUUUCAAGAUGGAUAAACCAGUUGAUCUUCCCAGUACUCGACCGGAGGACUACGCCCGAGACCCUGCGGUGUGGCCGCCUCCCACCCCUGUGGAGCACAGGAUACCUGCUCAGGUGAAGAGGCCAAACACCGGUGCUAAGGUCCAGCGUAAAGACUGUCCUGUCCGAGGUGCUGCAGGAAAGGGCCAGCCAAAUUCAAAAUCAGACCGACCUGCUGCCCGUGACCCUCGCAAUCCUAAAGUUAAAGAAGAGAAGGGUAAGAACAUCCAGGAGGGGGCAGCGGAAGGAGAAUUAAAGAAGUUUGAUGAUGCAGGUUAUGACAGUGACUUGGUUAAUAUUUUGGAGAGAGACAUCGUGUCAAGAAAUCCUAAUAUCCACUGGAAUGAUAUAGCAGACUUGGAGGAUGCCAAGAAACUGCUACGGGAAGCUGUGGUUUUGCCAAUGUGGAUGCCAGAUUUCUUCAAAGGGAUCCGGCGCCCAUGGAAGGGUGUGCUGAUGGUUGGACCUCCAGGUACAGGAAAGACCAUGUUGGCUAAAGCUGUAGCUACCGAGUGUGGUACCACUUUCUUCAACGUCUCAUCUUCUACACUUACCUCCAAGUACCGGGGAGAGUCAGAGAAACUUGUUCGGCUGCUCUUUGAAAUGGCUCGAUUUUAUGCCCCCACUACGAUAUUCAUUGAUGAAAUCGACUCAAUUUGCGGGAGACGUGGAACAUCAGAUGAACAUGAAGCAAGUCGCAGAGUUAAAUCUGAGCUUCUGGUGCAGAUGGAUGGUGUAGGAGGUGCGACUGAAAAUGAUGACCCCUCUAAAAUGGUGAUGGUUCUGGCUGCAACAAACUUUCCUUGGGACAUAGAUGAAGCCCUGAGGAGAAGGUUGGAAAAGAGGAUCUAUAUUCCACUGCCCACUGUAAAAGGGCGAGUGGAUCUCCUCAGGAUUAGCCUGAGCGAGGUGGAAGUGUCUCCUGAUGUUGACUUGGCUGCCAUCGCUGAGAAGAUGGAGGACUACUCUGGUGCUGACAUCACCAACAUCUGCAGAGAUGCAUCCAUGAUGGCAAUGCGUCGGAGGAUUCAGGGCUUGAGCCCAGAGGAGAUUCGAGCACUAUCCAAAGACGAGCUGCAGAUGCCUGUCACCAUGGAGGACUUUGAAAUUGCACUCAAAAAGAUCUCCAAGUCUGUUUCUGCUGCCGACCUGAAAAAAUAUGAGGCCUGGAUGAAUGAAUUUGGCUCUCAAGACGAACAAAUCGAGAUCCACUGUGGUGCUGAACAAAGCUUCACCUGCUACUCGUGCACGGUGGAUGAACACAAAAGCCUGGAUAUGGUUUUGAAUCAAACUGAAAUAACUGAAAAACAGAAUGAGCUAAAGGGGGAGCAGAUGAAAUUCCAGCAAAGGAUCCAGGAGAAGCAGAAGAAGGUGCAGGAGCUGAAACAGACUGUGGACAUUAUUAAGCGUUACGAUGUGAUGGAGCUGAUCAGAGAUCAGGAGAAAGCUGAAGUGAGUCGAGCUGAAGGAAUCCUGAAUCAACUGGAGCAGGAGAUUGCUGAUCUUAAGAGGAGAGUCACUGAGCUGGAGCAGCUUUCACACACACACGAUCACAUCCACUUCCUCCAGAGUUUCCCGUCUCUCUGUGUCUCUCCUGGAUGUGAAGACUCACCCAGCUUCACUGUCAAUCAACAUGUCUCAUUUGAGGGAACAAGGAAAUUUUUCUCAGAGCUGAAAAAACAAGCUGAGCAAAUCUCUGCAGCAGUUCAGAUGAUUUUACCCUCAGAACUGAAGAUCAGAGAAGAUUUUCUGCAGUAUUUCUGUUACCUGACUCUGGAUCCAAACACAGUACAUCGUCAGCUCAUCCUGUCUGAGAUGAACAGAGCAGUUUCAUGCAGUGAGACAAAACAGAGCUACUCUGAUCUUCCGGAGAGAUUUGACUCCUGGCCUCAGGUGUUGUGUAAGGAGAGUGUGUGUGGACGCUGUUACUGGGAGGUGGAGUGGAGCGGUGGUGAUGUGUUCAUAUCAGUCUCAUAUAAAGAGAUCAGCAGGAAAGGACAGGGUUAUGAGUGUGGGUUUGGACGCAACAGUCAGUCCUGGAGUCUGCAGUGUUCUUCUUCCUCUGUCUCUUUCUGGCACAAUGACAUUAAGACUGUGAUCCAAGAUCCAGCAUCCUCCAGAAUAGGAGUGUAUGUGGAUCACAGAGCAGGAACUCUGUCCUUCUACAGCGUCUUAGACUCGAUGGCACUCCUCCACAGAGUCCACACCAAAUUCACUCAGCCUCUAUAUGUUGGGGUUUAUAUAUGGCGAUAUAACUCAACUGUGAGGUUAUGUGAUCCAAACUGAACUGUUAGUCAUACUGUUAAUUACAGUUACAAAAAUAUUACAGUAAACUUACAACUGAGGUUUAAUUUCCACCUGCAUUAUGAACACGAAACUGUAACACUUCAACAGUCUAUCUAUCUAUCUAUCUAUCUAUCUAUCUAUCUAUCUAUCUAUCUAUCUAUCUAUCUAUCUAUCUAUCUAUCUAUCUAUCUAUCUAUCUAUCUGUACUGAUAUGAAUCAUAUACAAUGUAUUGUAAAUUAAAUUUUGUCUAUGGC